AUGUCGGCCUCGGGGGCAAAGCUUGCACUAGGCGAUAUUGACAAGGCAGGAUUAGAUGAGACCGCGAAGCUAUGCGGCACUGAACCACUGGUCCAAAUCGUGGAUGUGGCUUCAUCCGAAGCAUGCAGUAAAUUCGUGGAUUCGACUGUCGAGUCUCUAGGCCGUAUCGACUUUGUGUUCAACUGCGCUGGCGUCAAUCCUACCUCGCUCGCUCUGACCGACACUUCUGACGAAUAUUGGGAUAAGCUUGUCAACACGAAUCUGAAAGGGACGUACAGUAUAACGAGGGCUGCAAUCCCGCAUCUACAACCCGGUGCCUCGAUCGUCAACGUGAGUUCGAUCAUGGGUCUGACGGCGGCUAAAGGUUUUGCAAUAUACAAUGCCACCAAAUUCGGUAUAAUUGGCUUCACAAAGUCGAUGGCGUUAGAGCUUGGAUCGAGCCAGAUCAGAGUCAAUGCGAUAGCGCCUGGCUACAUCGACACACCUUCAAACGCUGGUGUUGUCGCCGGACCAGAGGCGGUUAAGAAACAGGAAGCUCAAGUCAGCAUGGGAAGGAUGGGCACUCCUGCUGAAGUGGCGGACGUUGUGGCAUUCUUGUUCGGUCUUGCGAGAGAUCUGCUCGCAUCCGAGAGGACCUUCCUCGCCUGGACUCGCACCGGUCUCGGCUUCAUUGCACUCGGCGUCGCUCUGGAGAAAGUCGAAGCGUUCGCAGCCAUCUCGCCCACGCUGCUCCACCUGGAAGACAGUCGGACGAAGAUUGCCGCGGGCUUCCUGGUCGCCAGUGGCUCGGCCUGCGUUGGGCAUGGUCUCAUUCGAUACUACCGGGUGAUGCGGCAGCUCCAAAGAGGCGUGUUCCAGCCCAACGUAUCUGGCGUGAAUUUGGUGGCCGCAACCAGCAUUGCGAUUGCCUUCGCUGGUACGCUUCUGGUCAUAGAAAACGAGGCGAGUCGGAGCAAGUCGUUGGUAGAAGAGCAGGAUAAGCAACCCACGAAAAAGUGA
Messenger RNA from Saxophila tyrrhenica, 999 nucleotides. RefSeq lists its product as uncharacterized. Gene Ontology annotation, molecular function: oxidoreductase activity. The record is from RefSeq and is a predicted model, not a curated record. Lineage: Eukaryota; Fungi; Ascomycota; Dothideomycetes; Mycosphaerellales; Extremaceae. The coding region runs from base 1 to 999 and encodes 332 amino acids. The transcript is spliced from 3 exons.